AUGGAACUGCAAGGCCUGCAAGAGGCGCUGAAAGUAGAGAUCCAAUGUCAUCAGGAAGCUGAGCUACGCAGACAAACGGCGGAAAAGCAAUUAAAAAUAAACGGGCUUGGACAGAAGCAGAACCAGACGUUGUGCAAAGGCCUGAAUGAGCUUCAGAACGGUCAGAAACUCGCCGUCAGAAGCUGCCCCGUGGGGACGACCAAGCCGCUGUCGCUCAUCAAGCCUCCCAGCCAGGGCAUCGCCAUCUCCGUGGUGCCGGCCAAGGCGCCCGUUUCCAUGGUGACCGCGCACAUCAACGGGCAGAAGGUGGCGAGCUCGGAGCCUCUUCAGACGUCCCCCAUCAACCUGCAGACGGGCGGCAGGGCAGCGGCGGGCGCCGGAGCCCACCCGUUCAGUGGCAGCAGGAGGGUCGGAGAGCUGCCCCCCUCUCAGAUGCUGGGAACUCUCCACGCUUGUCCCAUCAAGGUGCCUCAGGUCAGCUCUCUGCACCGGCUGGCAGGACCAGCAACCACUGUGCUACCUCAGGUCAGGCCAAAGACCCAGAUCCCCGACAGCCUCCCCCACCGUCCCUGCCAGGACCUGCAGCCCCUCAGCCUGCAGAGAGCCACCGCCGUCCUCAGUUCCAGGGUCCAGGGCCCCCCCGCCCUGCCCACCGUCAACCACCACCAGCCCAAUGGACAGAAAGACGCUCCGUCGGGGGCGCUGGCCCAGCACGCGUCUGCAGGACCCGGCGUUGCGUACGCCAUCAUCGCCACCUCCCCCGCCACCGGGCACGGGGUGUCCGCCGUCGGAGAGGCGGUUAAGGUGAUAAUCAUCCAGCCGCAGGCCCCCAGCUGUACUGACGGGUCCCCCGGGGCCCAGGCUGACCCCCCAUCACAGGAGGCCCCGCCUACCCCGAAAUCUGCUCCUCACAAGAAGGAGGAGGACCCCGAGAAAGUGGCCUUCAUGGUGGCCCUCGGCCUCGUCACCGCCGAGCAGCUGGAGGAGAUCCAGACGAAGAGGCAGGAGAGGAAGAGGAGAAGCACAGCCAACCCGGCCUACAGCGGCCUGUUCGAACCCGAGAGGAAACGCCUGCCGUCACAUUACCUGAACAGCUCGCUCUUCCUGUCGGCUCGAGACUCUGAGGAUUUCUGCUGGAAGGAUGAGCUGGAGCACGAGGACCGCUGCGCCGUCUGUAAGGAGGACGGAGAGCUGCAGCUCUGCCACAACUGCCCCCGCGCCGUCCACCCCGCCUGCCUCCACCCGCCACUCAGAAGCCCCCCCCGAGGGCCCUGGUACUGCUCCAAGUGCCAGAAGAAGGUUCUGAACAAAGAGAACCUGUCGUGGCCUCAGAACUUCGUCGAGUCCUACGUUACACACAAGACAGUCAGGCAGGAAGAGAAGCGGCGGCUGCUGAGGCGGAACACAGAACUGAAGAACGAGUGCUCUCACCUGGAGGAGGAGGACCAGAAGCUCAACACGACGCUCAAGGUCUGCGUGGACCAGCGGGAGCGGCUCCUGGGCCAGCAGAGAGACACGCAGGCGUCCCUGGAACGCCUCAGAGGCCUCGUCAGGCUCAUCCAGCGGGACCAGCUGAUCCAGGUCACCAUGACGACCACGCUGUCCGAGCCGUGGAUCAAACCCACCAGCGCCGCCUCGCCGCCGGCCGCGCACCUCGUCCAGGACGACGCCAAGAACUGAGUUCCUCCCGAGUCACAUCUGAAGAGUUUCUGAAACCCAACACCUGCAGUGCUUACGAGAUUUUUUAUUUGAGUUAUUUUCUAUUUAUUCUUCGCCUUAAUGUAUUUAUGACCACGAUAGAGCCCAGCGUUUCCGUGGAAACAGGAAGUCACAGGAGCGACCGUUUCCAACCCGAGAACAAAGUUUCUGCCAAACAAACGAGCUUCUGUACGAAAACGAGCCUUCAGACAAAACCAGAGAAUUACGUUUUUCAGUAUUAAUAGAGUUAAAAUCAAAGUAUUUAAGAUGAAACUACAGAAAUUAGCUUUCUAGUGGAGAGUUUAGUAUUUUCAUGCUGAUGCCUGUUGAUAAAUGUGAGUUUGAGUAUUGGAGGGGGUCACUGUACAUACGUGUCAUCGUUUCAAUCACUUCUGAAACAAGCCACGCCCCGUUCACAGCUCGAAACGGGAAGUUUACGUUGCCACG
Messenger RNA from Nematolebias whitei (Rio pearlfish), 2145 nucleotides. It is a transcript of the gene phf21b, whose product is annotated as PHD finger protein 21B. The transcript is spliced from 16 exons. The record is from RefSeq and is a predicted model, not a curated record. Bases 1 to 1680 code for a protein of 559 amino acids. Lineage: Eukaryota; Metazoa; Chordata; Actinopteri; Cyprinodontiformes; Rivulidae.